This is a messenger RNA of Physcomitrium patens, 1012 nucleotides long. NCBI's taxonomy places the organism in Eukaryota, Viridiplantae, Streptophyta, Bryopsida, Funariales, Funariaceae. The record is from RefSeq and is a predicted model, not a curated record.
AUGGGUUUGACGGGACCGCAAUCUGAAGAUUCUGGGUUGACUCACAGUCAAGCACGAGAAAGUAUGGUUGCCGCUGCCGGCAGCUGGGACGCCCACAUGUACGACCAAUCGGGCACUUUACUUGAUCAUCACCAGCGGGACAACGGGGCAAGGCGGGGCUUCGUUCGAAGAACGACUUGCCGACAGUGGGGAACUGGGAAUGAAGAAGCAGACUUUCACGGUGUACGAGCUGAACGAGUUCGACCGGGACAGUCCCACGUUCUUGGAAUUGAGCAGACAGUCCGUCAACAGAACGGAUCCGGUGACCGGAGAACACGUCAAGGCUCUUGGCGACUAGGUCCCUUUCACCAACAAGCUGUACGAUUCGUCGUUGCGGACGAGGCUGGGCAUCACGACGGGAAUCUGCCUGCACAUGAAACAGUAUCAGGAAAGGGGGGCUCUCGAACUACACAGCUUGCCAUUCUUCACACCCGAUCACUACGAGACCAUCAUGAGCUGGUACUUGGGCGACAUGGGCCACAUCAGCGGCAUGUUGCGAUCCCGUUUCCAAAUGCAACUCCACAGUUGGACUGGGUGAUCAGGCGUCCAGAAUGUAGAACGUUGGAUGUUGGAGGGCUGUUGGGUGCUGAUGAAUUGAACUGUGGGGUGGGACGGGGACUCGGGGCGCAGGGGCCGUUCAUCAACUUCCAGGACACGCUGAUGGGCGUCACGGGAGGCACGGGGUUCUUCGCGGAGGCGAGAGGAGUGGUGCGACUGCAUCCCAUCACGCCCUUCAAGUUCAUGUACACGUUCACGCUGACGGGCAUCCCCAAGCUGCCGGAAGUGCUGACCAAGGAGCUGGUGGUGCCCGGGUUCGGAGUGGAAGCGCACGCGGACGCUGUGCAGGGCAAGCCGGAGAGCACGCUGGCCAACUUCACCAACUGAUGAUUGAGGGGCAGGCUGGGCGAGAGGAAAGCGUGGAGUGAGGGCAGCGACGUGGAAGAUGAGAGCCCAUGGGGCUGGUGGAGGAUGC